Juglans microcarpa x Juglans regia is the source of this 3293-nucleotide messenger RNA. RefSeq names its product putative disease resistance RPP13-like protein 1. Bases 222 to 3293 code for a protein of 1023 amino acids. NCBI's taxonomy places the organism in Eukaryota, Viridiplantae, Streptophyta, Magnoliopsida, Fagales, Juglandaceae. The transcript is spliced from 2 exons. Gene Ontology annotation, biological process: defense response to other organism. The record is from RefSeq and is a predicted model, not a curated record. Gene Ontology annotation, molecular function: ADP binding; protein binding.
UGUUGGGUAAAGUGAUUUGCGGAUAACGUGAAUGAAUGAGUUGGCCUCCACUAACACACCCUGAUCUCAUUGAUUUAUUUAUUUUAUUAAUUUCUCAUUAAUUUCUUUACUUCAGUUUUGCUUCUAGCGUUGAAACGAAAGCUCAUCAUAAUCUUAUCUCUCCACUAUUCUUAUCACUUUGCUUCAUUUCCUUUGCUUCCUUCCAUUACAAAUCAGAAAUCAUGGCUGAGCUUGCAGGCAUAUUUCUCUCCCCACUCCUCCAAGCGUUUUUUGAAAGGGUGACAUCUCGUGAAUUUGUUUACUUUUUUCGACGAGAAAAACUCGACCAAGCACUCUUGAACAAACUGAAGAUAGCUUUGCUGUCUGUGAAUGCUGUGUUUGAAGAUGCAGAGGAAAAGCAAGUGGUAAAUCCCAACGUAAAAGAAUGGCUCGAUGAGUUGAAAGAUACUAUCUAUGAUGCAGAGGACACCUUGGAUGAGAUUGAUACCGAAGUCAUGCGUUGCGAGUUGGAUGCUGAAUUUCAUACCACUACAAGCAAGGUACGAACAGCCAUCUCUACUUCUCUUAAAGUACCAUUUGUCAAGAAAAUAGAACCAAAGAUAAAACAAGUGCUUGACAGAUUGGAGUAUCUUGUAAGUCAAAAGAACAAUAUGGGUCUAAAAGAAGGCGUUCAAGGAAAUCCAUCUGAAAGAUUGCCCACAACUUCUUUGGUUGAAGAAUCUGGUAUUUGUGGUAGAGAAGAUGAUAAGGAGAAAAUAAUUAAUUCCUUGUUCUCAGAUGAUGUAAGUGGCAAUAAGUUGUUUGUGAUUGCUAUUGUCGGUAUGGGAGGGCUCGGCAAGACCACCCUUGCUCAGCUUGUAUACAAUGACGAGAGCGUGAAGGAACAUUUUGACCUUAAAGCAUGGGCUUGUGUUUCGGAUGACUUUGACGUCUUUAAGGUAACAAAAGCAAUUCUAGAGGGAGUAGAUUCAUCCGCUAAUGGUGAUGGUAAGACUUUAAACUGGCUUCAAACUACACUAAAGGAGAGUUUGACGGGAAAGAAAUUUCUACUUGUUUUAGAUGAUGUUUGGAAUGAUAAUUAUAUUAAUUGGGAGGUCUUAAGUAAUCCCUUCAGAUUUGGAGCACAAGGGAGCAGAGUUUUGGUAACCACACGUGAAGAACGAGUAGCAUCGGUCAUGCAAACUACUUUACCUUACUAUCUGAAGCCAUUACCAGAAAAAGAAUGUUGGUCACUUUUUGUAAGACAUGCGUUUCGUGGCAGUAUCCAUCCAGAGCUAGAAGCAAUUGGAAGACAGAUCGUGGAAAAAUGCAAAGGUCUGCCUUUAGCAGUCAAGACAAUUGGAGCUCUCUUGUGGUCUAAAGUAGAUGCUGAUGAUUGGAAUAAAAUAUUAAAGAGCGAGGUGUGGGACAUGUCGACUGAAAUUAUUCCUGCUCUAAGAUUAAGUUAUAAAUAUUUGCCCUCACAUUUAAAGCGAUGCUUUGCUUAUUGUUCGAUAUUUCCAAAAGAUUAUUUUUUCACAAAAAAGAAAUUAGUCCUAUUGUGGAUGGCAGAAGGUUUCUUGAAAAAAUCUAAAGACAAAACAAUGGAGCAAGUCGGUCAUGAUUACUUCUCUGAUCUGGAAUCGAGAUUGUUAUUAUUUAAACAAUCAAGUCCUGCGUUUGAUCUAGAUUUUGGAAUGUUUGGUUCAAGAUUCGGAAUGCAUGAUCUUGUCAACGACUUAGCAAGAUUUGUAUCUGGGCAAUUUACCUUUAGAUUGGAGGGUGGCAAUUCGCUCCAAGUUACGAACAAGACUCGUCACUUAUCAAUUGUUGAAAACAUCCCAAAGACGUUAGAGGCACUUUACAAGGCCAAGGGGUUGCGCACUUUUCUCCCAAUAAAUUCUGCUUUUUGGAAUGGAACACUCCCACAUGAUUCGUUGCCCAUGUUGAGAUUCUUACGAGUGCUUUCCUUAGUAAGGAAUAGAAAUUUAACUGAGUUGCCUGAUUCAAUUGGCAAAAUUAGACAUCUACGAUAUUUGGAUCUCUCUUUAACACGAAUUAGAAAACUACCUGAUUCUAUAUGUAAAUUGUGCAAUUUGCAAACAUUGGGAUUACAGAAUUGUCUGUAUCUUACUGCAUUGCCUAGAGAUAUGCAUAAACUCGUUAGUUUGCGUCAUCUUUUUUUAAAUGGAAGUGCCAUAACAGAGAUGCCGUUACAACUGGGUAGACUAAAAUGUCUACAGACUUUGGAUAUAUUUGUUGUCAACAAACAUUGCGGAUCAAGCAAUAUUGGGGAGUUGGGGAAGCUUGAAUAUAUUGGGGGGAAUCUCUCUAUUGAGAACCUCCAAAAUGUCAAAUCUCCUGUCUAUGCUUUGGAUGCAAGCUUGAAGGAUAAGAAGCACCUUGAGGGCUUCACGCUGAGAUGGGACGCUACAAGUAGCAAUAUUUCAGACAGUGAUCAAAUAACUGUAUUGGAGAAUCUCCGACUCCAUACAAACUUGAAAAGUCUCAAUAUCGACAAUUAUGGUGGUAAGAGCUUUCCGAAUUGGAUCGCUCAUCAUUCGUUCUCUAAGAUAGAAUCUAUUAAUCUCUACAAUUGUAAAUAUUGCCACAUCUUGCCAUCAUUUGGACAACUACACGCUCUCGAGAGCCUCUACAUCAUUGGGUUUCAUGGAAUUGCUAGAGUGGGUAUGGAGUUCUAUGGUAGCGAUUCUUCUACGUUUAAGCCAUUCGUAGCCUUGAAAGUUCUAAAGUUUGAAGACAUGCCAGAUUGGGUAAAUUGGUUAUGUUUUGAUUCUGAAAAUGAAGGUGAAGCUUUUCCUCGUCUUGAAGUGCUUCAUAUUGUUAAGUGCCCCAAGCUAACAGGAGGGUUGCCCAUCCAUCUUCCUUCUUUAGCCAAACUUAAGAUUGUUGAAUGUUCGCAGCUGGAGGCCUCACUCCCAAGGUCUCCUACUCUAUGUCAAUUGGAGUUAACAAAUUUUAAUGAAAUUCUGUUAAAUGAAUUGCCAUCUGGAUUGCAAAAACUAGUACUUAAAAGAUCUGAUGCAUUACGGUCCCUACAGGAGGGAAUGAUGGAUUCCAGUAGUCCUCUUCAAGAAUUGGAAAUCGAUGGUUGUUGCUCGCUCAUGUUACUUUCCGAUGAUGGUCUACCCUCCACAUUAGAAACUCUUAUGAUCUCAAACUGUAAGAAGUUAGAAUUCCCAGUGCACUUCAACUAUUCAUCCCUCAAAGAGUUGUACUUGGAAAAUAGUUGUGAUUCUCUUAGGUGCUUUCUAGUAAAGUGGCAAUCUAAUCUGAAAAGAUCUCGGAUUUAG